UGGACAGUAUAGUUGUAGUAGGUUAGUAGUCAUAGUGUUGUCUAGAUGGACAGUAUAGUUGUAGUAGGUUAGUAGUCACAGUGUUGUCUAGAUGGACAGUUUUUAUAGUUGAACGUUUUUGAUGAGAGACGCACAUACUCAAGUUAUCUCCCUCUAGCAUGUGGUGGACCGUGCAACACCCUGACACACACACACACACACACACACACACACCCAUGACACUUAUCCAGACAACAUGCUACGGAUGAAGACUGAGCUUGAGUAUGAAGAAAAAACGAGAAUUAUGUUUAUUGCCUGUUUUAGUUGUGGCCUGUCUAGUGUCCAUAAUGGGUGGUUCAUCUCUCCCUAGCCCUAUUCUGAUUGGUCCAGACAAGGCCUACCUGAACUCCAAGGUAGUGUUCCAAUGUAGGUCACCUGGGUCUCCUCCACCAAACACAUACGAGCUCCUGAAGGAUGGCAACCACCUGGUCGCCACGAGCAACGACCUCCAAGACGACCAAUCGGCUACGUUCUUCCUGAAGAUCUCUGUGACGUCAGAAGGAUCGUACCACUGCAGGGUGACGGCAGGUGGUAACAUGGGCCUCAGUGGAACAGUCCGUCUGCAAGUAGUGAUCCCUGUCUCAGGCACUAUGGUGACCUCUGACCCUGAUCCUCCCAUUCUCUACGAGGGGUUGAGGCUCACUCUCACCUGUGAUGUCACCAAGGGCUCCCACCUCUCCUACACCUGGUUCUACAACAGACAGGAAGUGACAUCAUCUCCAACCUCACCUUUGACCCCGCUUCUGCUUUGGCCGGUGGGGAACACGCUGGUGGUGGAGAGGGUCACAGCAAAGCAUGCUGGGAAUUAUUCGUGCAUUGCGGGGACCAGGAUGCAGACCAACAGCAGGUUCUCCAGCAGCAGAGAGGUCACGGUUAGGGUCAAAGCCUAUCUCUCCGUACCCCAAAUAUCCUUCACCAUCUCCAAAGAGGGUUCGAGUUACCGCAGCAAUGUGACCUGUAGGUCAUCAAGGGGAACCCCUCCCGUGACCUUCUACCUCUUCCUUGACGACAAAGAGGUGGGUUCCGACGUGGCAACGGAGUCGCUGGUUGCCUGGUUCCCCGUUGCCAUGGUUCCCGGGCGUGACAUGGGCACGGUGCGGUGUACAGUGGAGAGUGAUGCACAGAGACUGACCAGCAGACCCCUCACUCUGGUAGUGGUCCCAGUAGGAGGCUCACCAAAGGUGGAUGUGGAGUACCUUUACAGGGUUGAUUCCAAGAUGGCCGCCGCUCGUCUCCAAUGCCUCCUGGGCCUCGGGACAUUCCCUUUCUUCUCCUGGUCCCUCAACGGCUCCCUCCUCCUUCACCCCUCCGAGGGAGACUCCUCUCACCCCUCUCACGCCCUCGCGGACGGAGGGCGCACCCUAUUCCUCACCGAGAUCACCCUAGAGGACUCUGGGUAUUAUCGGUGCAGGGCAAGGGACAGUUAUGACGUAACGUCCGCCUGGGUGGAAAGCCAACCUGUCCUUGUGCAGGUCACAGAAGUUGCCACGACAACCAUAGAGGUCAUGGCCAUAGUAUUCUGCUGUUUCCUCAUGCUGACCCUGGCAGGGGGUGUGGCCUGUGUGAUGAGGAUGCUCAACCGCCAACGAGGUGGGUGUGUUCAGAAUAUGGUCAUUGUUCUUAAAUGUAUCACUCUCAGUCUUUCUCUCUCUCUCUCUCUCUCUCUCUCUCUCUCUCUCUCUCUCUUCCUCCCCCCUCUCUCUCAGACGUUGUUGCAAGCAGCGAGCAGAGAGCGAGAGCAGCAAAUGAAAGACGAUUCAGCGAACAUUUCUGCAUCAUUCCAGAUCCACUUCCUCUGUCUGACAUCACUACCAGGUCAGGGGUCAAGCAAGUGGACACUUCCUGUGUUGACAGUGAUGUUGAGAAUCAGACCCUUGAGAUCACAAUAUAACCGACGUGAUGAAAUAAAACCCAACCUAAGACCGACGAGUUCCUCACAAAAUAAUCCUUCAAUGUCAUUUUAUCCAACAAACUAUUUAUAACGUUUUUUUCAAACACUUCAGCCCAUUUCUCAGACUGAAGUGUUAUAUUUUCAAAACUCUUACAACAAAACUCAAAACUCAUAUUGAUUGCAGUACUCGCGGGGGUAAUACACUCGACCACUGCUACUUCCGUGAUCCAUACAAAGCCCUUCCCCGCCCUCCCUUCGGCAAAUCCGACCACGGCGCCAUCUUGCUCCUACCGUCUUAUAGGUAGAAACUCAAACAGGAUGUACCAGUGACUAGAACCAUUCAACGCUGGUCUGACCAAUCGGAAUCCAUUCUUCACGAUUGUUUGAUCACGCAGACUGGGGUGUGUUCCGAUCAGCCUCAGAGAACCACAUCGAUCUAUACGCUGACUCUGUGAGUGAGUUUAACAAUCAAACAAGCGAAAUGCCGGUACAGGGACAAAGAUGAGUUGCAAUUCAAUGGCUCAGACAUAAGACGUGUGUGGCAGGGCCUACAGGAAAUCAUGGACUACAAAAAGAAAACCAGCUCUGUCACGGACACCGACGUCAUGCUUCCAGACAAACUGAACACCUUCUUUGCCCGCUUUGAGGAUAUACAGUGCCAACGUUGAGGCCCGCUGUCAAGGACUGAGCCCGCCCUUUCCUUCUUUGUGGCCGACGUGAGUAAAACAUUUAAACGUGUUAACACUGCUGGCCCAGAUGGCAUCCUAAGCCGUGUCCUCAGAGCACGUGUCCUCAGAGCACGUGUCCUCAGAGCACGUGUCCUCAGAGCAGGUGCCCUCAGAGCAUGUGCCCUCAGCGCAUGUGUCCUCAGAGCAUGUGCCCUCAGAGCAUGUGUCCUCAGAGCAUGUGUCCUCAGAGCAUGUGUCCUCAGAGCAUGUGUCCUCAGAGCAUGUGUCCUCAGAGCAUGUGUCCUCAGAGCAUGUGUCCUCAGCGCAUGUGUCCUCAGCGCAUGUGUCCUCAGCGCAUGUGUCCUCAGCGCAUGUGUCCUCAGCGCAUGUGUCCUCAGAGCAUGUGUCCUCAGAGCAUGUGUCCUCAGAGCAUGUGUCCUCAGAGCAUGUGCCCUCAGAGCAUGUGCCCUCAGAGCAUGUGCCCUCAGAGCAUGUGCCCUCAGAGCAUGUGCCCUCAGAGCAUGUGUCCUCAGAACGUGCGCAGACCAGCUGGCCGGUGUGUUUACCGACAUAUUCAAUCGCUCCCUGUCCCAGUCUGCUGUCCCCACAUGCUUCAAGAUGGCCACCAUUGUUCCUGUACCCAAGAAGGCAAAGAUAACUGAACAAAAUGACUACUGCUCCGUAGCACUCACUUCUGUCAUCAUGACGUGCUGAGAGACUAGUCAAGGAUCAUAUCACCUCCACCUUACCGGCCACCCUAGAGCCAAUUCAGUUUGCAUACCACCCCAACAGGUCCACAGACAAUGCAAUUGACAUCACACUGCCCUAUCCCAUCUGAACAAGAGGAAUACCUAUGUAAGAAUGCUGUUCAUUGACUACAGCUCAGCAUUCAACACUAUAGUACCAUCCAAGCUCAUCAUCAAGCUGGAGGCCCUGGGUCUCAACCCCUGUGCAAUUGGGUCCUGGACGUUCUGACGGGCCUCCCCCAGGUGGUGAAGGUAGGAAACAACAUCUCCACUUCGCUGACCGUCUUACGGGCACUCGGAGUGUAGUGUCAGGAAAACAAAUUCUCAAUCAACGUCAACAAAACAAAGGAGAUGAUCGUGGACUUCAGAAAACAGCAGAGGGAGCACCCCCCUAUCCACAUCGAAAGGACAGCAGUGGAGAAGGUGGAAAGUUUUAAGUUCCUGAGCGUACACAUCACAGACAAACUGAAAUGGUCCACCCACACAGACAGUGUGGUGAAGAAGGCGCAACAUCAUCUCUUCAACCUCAGGAGGCUGAAGAAAUUUGGCUUGUCAUGUUACGUUCCCCAGUUUAUGUUGUAGUUUGUGUAUUUGCAUGUGUUUAUUUCAGGAAAUGGCUUCCUGAAAUCCCUCAAGCAGCUGAUUGGUCGACUCCAUGGCUAAUUGGAGAGCUGACCCCGCCCCCUCGUCAAGACGCAGCUGUCUCCAGUUACACAUUCAUUCUGAAGCUAUAUAAAAGCCAGAGUUCUGUUCAGGAGGUUCAUUGCUGGGGAUCAUUGCUGGGAGGUCAUUGCUGGGAGGUCAUUGCAGAGAGAUUGAAUGUGAUAGAGAAUCAUUGCUGAGAGAGGAGGCUGAUGGCUGUGGAUAAUUUACUAUGUUAGUUGUUGGUAGCACUUGGUAUGUUCUGUGAGUUUGUUGCUCAGAUAGAGCUUAUUUGAUGUCCUUUGUUUGUUUGAGAAAUUAUUUGUUCUCCUGUUUCACUUGUUCCCAGGGGGGAAGGGGAAGGUAAGACCUGGGCGGACCACCCCCUGUAUUUUGGUUAGGGCACCAGGUGGUGCUAAAUUAGGUAAGUAUUGGUUAGGCAGGUAAGAUAGGAGAGGGGGGGGGGGCUUUGAGAUUUACUUUCUUUGCUUUGGUUCCGUCCAGCCCCUUUUCCCCAUAUUACCGUGUAAACGAAUAAAGUCCUUGUAAACGGUA
This is a messenger RNA of Oncorhynchus nerka (sockeye salmon), 4541 nucleotides long. Its product is annotated as Fc receptor-like protein 5. Gene Ontology annotation, biological process: cell surface receptor signaling pathway. The record is from RefSeq and is a predicted model, not a curated record. The transcript is spliced from 9 exons. Bases 264 to 2021 code for a protein of 585 amino acids. Gene Ontology annotation, molecular function: transmembrane signaling receptor activity. Gene Ontology annotation, cellular component: plasma membrane. Lineage: Eukaryota; Metazoa; Chordata; Actinopteri; Salmoniformes; Salmonidae.